CCAAGUAAUGCAUUAUCGUUUUCUUGCUCUUCUGCGUCUUCUACUGCCAUCUUUUGAAUUCUCCGCUGCAGAAAUUUCAGCAGAUUCUGUGAAAUCGUUUCUUCUUUUAGUCUCUCAAAUUGAUUAUCUUCCUCUCCCAAAGAACCCCUUUUCUUCUCUUUGGAAAUCUCCUCUUCUGCUGCUAGAACAGGGCUCCCCUGUUUUUCAUCCCUUCUGCCAUUUUCUACUCCAAGAAAAGCUCUGUUUAUACGCUGAGAUCGGAUUCUGCAAUGGCAAGCCAACCUGAGAAGACCCAAGGAUCGAUUUAUGACUUCACCGUCAAGGAUGCAAGGGGAAACGAUGUGGAUCUUAGCAUUUACAAGGGAAAGGUCCUCUUGAUUGUGAAUGUUGCAUCUCAAUGUGGGUUAACCAACUCAAAUUACACAGAGCUUAAUCAACUAUACGAUAAGUACAGAAAUCAAGAUUUUGAAAUAUUAGCAUUCCCAUGCAAUCAGUUUGGCUCACAGGAGCCAGGAGACAAUGAGCAGAUCUUGGAUUUUGUUUGCACCCGCUUCAAAGCCGAAUUCCCCAUAUUCGACAAGGUUGAUGUAAAUGGGGACGAUGCAGCUCCAGUGUACAAGUUCUUGAAGUCAAGCAAAGGCGGUAUCUUUGGGGACAGCAUUGAGUGGAAUUUCUCUAAGUUCCUCGUGGACAAGGACGGAAACGUUGUGAACCACUACAAACCUGAAAUUACCCCUCUCAGCUUUGAGGAGGACAUAAAGAAGCUGUUGGGGGUUUCAUAGAAGAGUGAUAUAAGAGCACUUAUAAUAGUAGAUUGAUCCUCUAAUGAGGGCUGUGAGAUCCCUCUUUGUUAUAAUUCCUUAGUUUUCUAAGGAGGAGAUGUAUGAUUAUCUAGUU
Molecule: messenger RNA, 897 nt
Organism: Magnolia sinica
Lineage: Eukaryota; Viridiplantae; Streptophyta; Magnoliopsida; Magnoliales; Magnoliaceae
Product: probable phospholipid hydroperoxide glutathione peroxidase
Exons: 6
Coding region: 270-782 (170 amino acids)
Biological process (GO): response to oxidative stress
Molecular function (GO): glutathione peroxidase activity
Source: RefSeq, a predicted model, not a curated record